UCCUGACGCGACCUGAUGACGCAGAUCCCGGAAGUGCACUCUAGGCCUGGACCAGAAAGUCUCUGCUGCUGCUUCCCAGAGCAGGUCCCGCGAGGGCGAGCAGGCAAACGUCCCGGCGUAUCCUCCUGAUCUCUCCCUAGCCUCUCGCCCCGCGUAGCGAGGACACGUCGCCACUACCAUGGGGGGCGGGGACCUGAACCUGAAGAAGAGCUGGCACCCGCAGACGCUCCGCAAUGUGGAAAAGGUGUGGAAGGCCGAGCAGAAGCAUGAGGCCGAGCGGAAGAAGAUCGAGGAGCUACAGCGUGAGUUGCGGGAGGAGCGAGCCCGUGAGGAGAUGCAGCGCUAUGCAGAGGACGUGGGCGCCGUCAAAAAGAAAGAGGAGAAGCUGGACUGGAUGUAUCAGGGCCCCGGUGGGAUGGUGAACCGUGACGAGUACCUGCUGGGACGCCCCAUUGACAAGUACGUGUUCGAGAAGGCGGAGGACAAGGAGGCCGGCUGCUCCUCCGAGACCGGGCUGCUUCCGGGCUCCAUCUUCGCUCCAGCAGGGGCCAACUCCCUUCUGGACAUGGCCAGCAAGAUCCGGGAGGACCCGCUUUUCCUCAUCAGGAAGAAAGAGGAGGAGAAAAAAAGAGAAGUGUUGAACAACCCUGUGAAAAUGAAGAAAAUCAGGGAGCUGUUGCAAAUGAGUCUGGAAAAAAAGGAGAAGAAGAAAAAGAAGGAGAAGAAAAAGAAGCACAAGAAACACAAGCACAGGAGCUCAAGUAGCACCCGGUCCAGCAGCGAGGACGAGCCCAGUCGGGGGAGGGCUCAAAAGAAGGCCACGGACUCCUUUCCAGUUUUGUCCAAAGUCCCCGGCUAUGGCUUACAGGUCAGGGACCCUGCCCGGGGCCCUUCGGUGGCAGAGGCCAAGGGCACGUCUGGGCUGAAUGACCGGUCCAGGUCGCCGAGCUCUUCCCGCUCUCCGUCCAGACACGCCAGCAGGAGGAACCCCAAGGACAGGAGCCCCAGGGACAGGAGCCCCCGGUCCCCGCCACGCAGUCGAGUUCAGCACAAUGGUAAAGGCAGCCACAGAGAGCGGGCCCCAACCCAGAGCCCGUCCCCGUCCCUGAAGAAGGCCUGCCUGCAGCGGCGCAUGCCCGGCUAUACCAGGAAGCUUUCCCCGGAGGAACUGGAGCGGAAGCGGCAGGAGAUGCUGCAGAAUGCGCGCUGGCGGGAGGAAGAGCGUCUGGACGCCCUCCGGAGGCACGCGCGGGAGGAUGAGCGCGAGCACCGGUUGGAGCAGCUGGACUCCCGCGAUGGCCGCUUCAUCCACCGCAUGAAGCUGGAGAGUGCAGCCACAUCCUCCCUCGAGGACCGGGUGAAGCGAAAUAUCCACUCCCUGCAGAGGACCUCAGCAGCGCUAGAGCGGAACUUCAUGCGCAGGUGAGCGUGUCCUGCGCCAGCCUCCUGGAAGAGCACAAGUGACCUUUUCAGCAGACGGCAGGCUAGCACUGCACAAAGUGACCCUGGCCCUCUUGGAGCCACGGUGAUACCAUAGGGAUCCCGGGGCUACACUGUCUCUGGCUCAGGUCUGCGCUGCACCUUUCUCCCACUGGCUUCACUUCUGAGGCGUGAACUGGACCUGCCUGCCGGAAAGCUCAUUCACCACCUAGGUUCUGCUCACUGGGCUUCCUGAGGAUAAUGUGACAGAAUGAUGUCAGCUUAGAGCAGAGCCAAGAGAGUGACAGAACUGGAGGAGAAUCAGCACAGAAAGCCUUGAGGGGCCUCCACACUUGGAACUGAAAAGGCACAAUGUGUGCAUAUGUACAGAUGUGUCACUUCUCCCCCGAAACUUGGGGCACAGCAAGAGGGUCCAGCUCACUCUGCAGCCUCAAUCUCACAGCCAGGAGGUGCUGAGUCUCCUGAAGGGAAGGAGGCUUUCUCUCCUGGCCCACAGGGUUGACAGACACAGCGAUGUAGACUCGGAACUGUAAGAGUCAGGACCACGUUGCCAGUGUGCCCUGGCUCCCCGGAGUAAAGACAACAGAAGCUGUCGUAUCAUGCCUUCUUUUUAAAUCAUGUGGUGACCUUUCUAUAGUUCUCGAUUUUCAGGAGUUUGCUACUACAGUAUUUUUUAGUCAUGUUAAAAAACAAUACCAAAAGUUUCAAGAGGCAAGCAGGCCAUGAUAUACCCAGCUUUAAUCCCAGCAGGUGGGAGGCUGAGACAGGAGGAUCGCAGUGAGUUUGAGGCCAAUCUGGGCUACACAGCGAGACCCCAGUCUCAGCACAUCUCCAGGGGUAUUCCUUAUCGGUGUUCUUUGUGUGUGCCUGCUGAGGGUGAAGCUCAGGGUCCCAUCCGUACUGGGCAGGUGAUUCCCCAACUCUGCUAGGUGGUCUGGACUCGAGUUAGCUGGGCCGCCACGUCACUGUGUUCCUGACCGCACUGCACUUGGAAUGUAUUCGGAUUUUCAUUUCUCAACACUUCUGAUGCUUUAAACCCACCGCAUCCCCAGAGAGACUGUAACACGCUGGUGUUAUUCAUUUCAUCGCCUCUUCCUGCUGCUGAUGCUACAGCUAAUUAUGCUCUUUAUUUUAUUACUUGGUAAUAAAGGCCACAUUUAUUUUUGUAA
Messenger RNA from Cavia porcellus (domestic guinea pig), 2609 nucleotides. RefSeq names its product CWC25 spliceosome associated protein homolog (gene Cwc25). Gene Ontology annotation, biological process: mRNA splicing, via spliceosome. Gene Ontology annotation, cellular component: U2-type spliceosomal complex. The transcript is spliced from 10 exons. Bases 179 to 1426 code for a protein of 415 amino acids. The record is from RefSeq and is a predicted model, not a curated record. Lineage: Eukaryota; Metazoa; Chordata; Mammalia; Rodentia; Caviidae.